Molecule: messenger RNA, 324 nt
Organism: Staurois parvus
Lineage: Eukaryota; Metazoa; Chordata; Amphibia; Anura; Ranidae
Source: the annotation of a GenBank genome assembly
UGAUGGGUACUGAUAGACGGCACUGACUGGCAUCACUGCUGGGCACUGACUGGCGGCACUGACUGUCACAAUCCCUGGGCAAUGACUGGUGGCACUGACUGGCAGCACUGCUGGGCUGCACUGGUGGGUGGCACUGGUGGGCAGCACUGGUGGGUGGGCACAGGUGGGUGGGCACAGGUGGGUGGCACUGGUGGGCACAGGUGGGUGGGCACAGGUGGGUGGCACUUCUGGGCACAGGUAGAGUGGCACAGGUGGGUGCACUGCUGGGCACAGGUGGGUGCACUGCUGGGCACAGGUGGGUGAUCUGCUGGGCACAGGUGGGCG